Zootoca vivipara (common lizard) is the source of this 4973-nucleotide messenger RNA. It is a transcript of the gene HOMEZ, whose product is annotated as homeobox and leucine zipper encoding. Gene Ontology annotation, molecular function: DNA-binding transcription factor activity, RNA polymerase II-specific; DNA binding. Gene Ontology annotation, cellular component: nucleus. The record is from RefSeq and is a predicted model, not a curated record. Gene Ontology annotation, biological process: regulation of transcription by RNA polymerase II. NCBI's taxonomy places the organism in Eukaryota, Metazoa, Chordata, Lepidosauria, Squamata, Lacertidae.
AAAUCAUUGUCGUGAUGUCAGGAUUUGUUAACUACUUUAACUUUCUUUUGAAACAAGAUGGGUUAAAAGUUCUUAAAUCUUUUUUUAUAAUUUAUUUUCAGUGUACUGUAUAAACACUAGGGUUAGGCUAUUUUUUAAAGGGGUGGGGAGCUUUGGGCAACUUAAUGGGAGCAGAUCUGCAGAAGCUGAUGGAGAAAAUGAAAAAGUUAAGGAAAGCACUCCUUAAAUAAAUAAAUAAAAACCCGUGUAAACGCAAGUUAGGAUAGAGGACCCAACGUGUCUGGCUCCCCUUAAAGGGCCAGGUUCCUGGGGACUGAGAAACCCCGCCUUCUUCCCCCUGUUUCCCAGCGUGCACUGCAGGGAGCAGGGAAGAGAAAGAAGGAAGGAAAGUCCUGAAGUGGGGGAGGAGUCAGGGGAGAAAAGUGAGUACUGUACUGUACUGUAUAGAGGAGAGAAUUCAGGCUUGGGGAGACGGGAGGGGAUUUUGACCUAGGGAGGAAAAGCAAGAGGGAAGGUUAGGCACUGCUGGAAAGGGAAAUGUUGAAGUUAAAGUAGGCUGCUUGCAAAAGGGGGUGGUACUGUGAAAUCUCAGGAUAUCGGUUGGUUAAAACCGAUUGGGUAAAUCCUUUGGGGAUGCUUAUGUCUGAGUACAUGGAGAAUAGUUAUACACAGACACAUAUUCUGCAAAAUUCCUUAAAGAUCGGAUGAAGCGGAUCUGGGCAGCUAGUACUAUGAUGUUUACAUGGCUAGUUGCAAAACCUUGGAAAAUACAGUCUGCUUUUGAUGGAAUUGUGAUUUACUUUCUGUUAGUGCUGACUUUGGGGGCAUUUAAUCUUCUGGUGCCUUUGGAAAUUGGCAUUCAUUUCUCCAUUGUUGCUUCAUUAUCCUAUUUAAUUAAAGGCCAUCUGCUUUCUAGAACUAUUAGAGUAAAAUUGGAAUUUCAGUCUGGCUGAUCAGUGCUGUGUGUGUGUACAGACAUAUACACACAGACACCCACCCACACACCAGUGUGUGUUAAUCAUUGUAUUUUGAAAUACAUAACAGGCUCCCCAGAGGCUUGCAGUUUAAAAGAUGUGGAUGAAUAUGAGGGAACACGUGAAAUAGCAGAAGCUGUUCUGAGGGACAGAAGCUGAUCCCCGGAGAUAGAAGACUUCUUGUAGAUGACAGCAGUCAUGCCUCCCAACAAGGAUGCCCCUGGCUGCCUUGGCUCACCUCCCGGUUUGAUCUGCCUACCACCCAUCUCUGAGGACCUCCAGUUGGUGUGGACACAGGCAGCACAGACAAGCGACCUUGAUGGCAACCAGCAUCUGCUACAAACUUUCAGCUAUUUUCCAUACCCCAGCCUCUCUGAUCUGGCCUUGCUCUGCCUGCGUCAUGGCCUCCACAUGGAAAAGGUCAAGGCCUGGUUCAUGGCACAGCGCCUACGCUGUGGCAUCAGUUGGAGUGCAGAGGAAAUUGAAGAGACACGAGCUCGCCUCAUCUACCAUCAGGACCAGCUUCACUUUAGCUGCCUGCUUGCCAGGAAUGAUGAUGACCCCUGGCACCAAACUUGUAAGAGUCAGGAAUAUCACCGACCGGUUCCUACCUCUGUGCACCAUUCCACUAAAUAUCCGCCGAACCAGCAGUCUUCCAUAACUCACUUAAGCCACUUCACCACAGCCCAAGGAAUGAGGGAACUUGGGAGAAUCACUCAGGACAUUUGGGAAUUGAAGGGGAAUGUCUUGUCCCACCAUAACAAAGUUCAGGAGAACUGUGAACCUUCAGGAACCUCCGUGCAGCUUCACAAUACCAAAGAAAUCCUUUCUAGUUCUCAUCUACCUACCACAACCACCAGCUUGGAUCGCAAUUUCCAUAACUCUCACCCUAUGACCUGGGGUCUUACCAAAGCACCCCUGCAGCCGGCUGAACCUGUCACACCUGCAGUGAAUGGUGGGAAUCACCCAGUGAUUCUUCCAGCGGUCUCUUCCACCAAAGCUACCCCAUCAUCCUCUACAGCUACAGCCAAUGUUGAGUCACACAGCCUUCAGAACUAUCAGUGCCCUGUGGGGGACCAGCAGCAGGCUUCAGGUUACCUCUCAGACAUUCUUCGCAAACCUAGGCGAAAAACAAAGGAACAACUGGAUAUGUUAAAGUCCUUCUUCCUUCGUCGUCAGUGGGCCAGGAGAGAGGAUUAUCACCAGCUGGAGAAGAUCACUGGUUUACCACGAGCAGAGAUCAUCCAGUGGUUUGGAGACACUCGCUAUGCCCUCAAACAUGGCCAGCUGAAAUGGUUUCGGGACAAUGCAGGACAGAAUCCAGAGCCUGUCUCCUCAAUACCUCCUCACCCACUGCAUGCUCACCAUCCAGACAUAAGCCCACUGAAACGGUGCCGUGCAAGCCACCUGCAGCUGCAGGAAAAUGACUUGUCAGCACUGUGCCAUGAGUCUGGUAUGGAGGCUGAGCAGGUGCUGAAGUAUUUCAAUUCACACUCGCCAGCACCAUGCGAGGUAGAGGUAUGCUUGGGGGAUGAGGACGAAGUAGAUGAGGAGGUGGCAGCCGCUAUGAUAAAAGUAGAAGAUGAAGACUAUGAGGAAGAUGAUGAUAAUGAGGACGAGGAGGAGGAGGAUGAAGACUGGGUUGCCUAGGGCUCUUGUGUGAGUGUUGGAUGGAUAUUAGUGAUUCUGGACUUCUGAGAUAGGUCUGGGGGAAGGAUCAAGAUUCAACUGGCAAAUGUGUUACUAGGUUCUGUUCCAUCAAAUUCCCGCCCUUAGUCAUGGUUCCAAAACACUGAAUUUGGUCCCCUUUUCUGUUCCAGCAUAUUUAUGUGUGUCGCCCGCCCCCGCCCCCCAAGUUUUAGAAUUGAAGUAAAAUAAAUUUGUACCAUGCAGUGAUGUGUUUAAUCAGAGAGUUAGAAAGGUGUAGGAUAAGGGGCUUCUUACACCCUUUCUCCAGAAUCCAUAGAACGAGCCCAUUCAGUAGUGUGCUGGACCUAUAAAUUUCUUUCGUAUCAAACUUUCAAAUUGCAGCCUUUGUGUUGUGCUCAUAGAGUCUAAAUUGUUUCCUCCUUCUAGAAUCCUGGUGCAUUUUUCCUUCUUGCCGUUCUUGAGUUCUAAAGCUGCUACAUUCCCUCAUUUUAAACGGGAUAUCUGGGAUAAGAGAACCAUGUUAUUCUGCUUUGUCUCUCUGCUUCCAACUAAUUCUUUGACUCCUGCUUGUCAGUGUUUUCCUCACUGGCACAGUGACAUAGCUUAUACUGUAUGACUCUCUGUACCUUCACUUAUGGAACAAUGUCUUUUUUUCGAAUUCCAUCCAAAAAAUAUGUAACAUCUGGCUACUCUCCUAUGUAUCAAUCCUAUUUCAUUCUGCUAAGUGAAGCAGCAGCCUAGGGAAUACAAUGAAGAAACAUUUAUUUUGGCUUUAUAAAUCAAAGUCCCUUUACUGACAGAUCACAUUUUAAAAAAUGGAAUUUAGACUAAGCUCUUCCAAGCUUUUAGCUCUAACCCACCUCUCCUUUGGCUUUUUUCUGUUUGUUUACUUAUGGGAUUUUGUUUUUCAUUUUUAAAAUUGUGGCCCAAAAUUACAGUUAUAAAUAUUUGAUUUUUGGCAGUUGCCAAUCAAGGAUGGUGACUUUGUGCCUUAAUCUAAGUUGUCUUCCGUUUCAUUCUCUCCUUGCAUUUUAAUUGCCUCUUCUUUGUACAGCUUCUAACUUUUCUUCUGCUCUUGAUGAUCUUAGGCUAAUAGAAUUGUAGACUUAGAAAGGACCACAAGCAUCAUCAAGUCCAACCCCCUGCAGUGCAGGAAUCUUUUGCCCAACUUGGGGCUCAAACCCAUGACCCUGAGAUCCAUGGGUCUCAUGGGUAAGAGUCUCACACUCUACCAGCUGAGCUCCUUAGGUGGAUGUCAUCACCCUUUUUUUAUUCAUUCCUGUGCUCACUCUCCCUUUACUGGUGCCUUGAUCCACCAGUUUUCACGUUGGUCAUAUAUCCACAGUCAUAUAUCCAUUUUGAACUAGAUGGUUGAUGGCUAUGAACUGAAACCCACCACUUUCCAUUGCAGCUUACUUGGAGGUGAGGUAAGGUGUAGAGACCAUCUCCUUUAUGGAAGAAAUGGAGGAAGCAUUGCUGUUUGUAUGCCAUCUUUAUUCCAUCCACAAAGCCAAUACUGUCACUGAAACAGGGAUGUGUUUCCUACCCUGCUCCCUGCCCCAGAAUCUAAGGGAUCAAAAGCUGCUGUAAACUCUCAGAACUGGCCCUAAAUCAUUUAUAAGGGGUUAUAGGGAAGAUGGAUUCUGAUAUUUAUGGAACAAUGAGUAGGCAGAAGAUUGUACAUAGUGAUACUAAUCUGCAUUUUUUUUAAAAAACCAAACCUAUUUAUUAAAUCACUGUUUCAAGCAUUUUUACAGAGUAGCUGAAAAAGCAACACCUCUUUCCCCUGCAAGAAAAACUAAAAAUAUUUGUACUGUAUAAGCUGGUCAUAGGGAGAGAAGGCAGAACAUGGGACUGUACAAACUUGUGUGAUGUUGGAGAUAAAUAAAAUAGACUGAGGUGUGGAUUUAGUUCAAAUAGCCAUAACUGUGGGAUUCUCUUGAUAAUUAGUCUUAUCUUUCAAAGGAAUACUUGUCACAUCCUUACUCUGGAAAGCAACUUUGGUUAUACAGUAUGGAGAAAAUAGUCCUAUAUUCUAUGCAACUGGAAUAAAAAAAGGAACUUUUCUAUUGAGCUGCCAGUGGCUAAAUUGCAACUGAGAACUUCAAAAAUGCAUACAUACUAGCUUCUCAACAAAUGAAUCUUAUUUCAAUUUUGGCAAGUUUAUUUUAUGAUCUACGAACUGCUUUAUAAGUUGCAAUAGUCUGCUAGAAAAUGUCAUAGCCUAGUAACACUGAGCCUUGAAAUAAGCCUACUAAGUAUGCCUUUGAUCACCUUUCCUGCAAAUAUAUAUUACACCACUUAAGUCUAUCACAUGUUAGAUCUCCUGAAACAAUAUAUUGUGUUACG